Messenger RNA from Acipenser ruthenus (sterlet), 1738 nucleotides. It is a transcript of the gene ugl, whose product is annotated as ureidoglycolate lyase. The coding region runs from base 51 to 1667 and encodes 538 amino acids. Gene Ontology annotation, molecular function: malate synthase activity. The record is from RefSeq and is a predicted model, not a curated record. Gene Ontology annotation, cellular component: cytoplasm. Gene Ontology annotation, biological process: glyoxylate cycle. The transcript is spliced from 15 exons. NCBI's taxonomy places the organism in Eukaryota, Metazoa, Chordata, Actinopteri, Acipenseriformes, Acipenseridae.
AAAGCAGCUUCCAAAGUCCAUUAGCAGCCAGACUGAGCAGAACAGCAGACAUGACUACGCUGGCUGCAGUGGAGCUUGAAAACGCCCCUCAGGGUCUGCAACAUGAACAUGAAACUCUGUUUACUGUAGAUUCCGUUUGCUUCCUUGCAGAAUUAAUCUCAACUUUUGACAAACAGGUUGAUGAGAUUUUAAGGCACAGAGUUGCUAGGAAGAUGGAGCUGGAGCAGACAGGAGGUCUCCCGGGGUUCUCCAGCCUCACAUCUCGCCUCCGGGAGGACCGGACCUGGAGGGUGCUGCCUGUGCCAGAGAGGCUACAGAACAGGCAUGUGGACAUCGGAGACCUUGCGCCAUCUGACACUGAGCGCUUCAUUCAAGCUUUGAGGUCAAAGGCUCAGGGGAUCCAGGUUGAUUUUGAUGAUGGAAACUGCCCUACUUACUCCAAUCAGAUCAAAGGCAUUUUUAAUGUUUGCAAGGCAGUUCGUAAUCAGUUCCAAGGUGUGCCACCCAUUUCGAAAGCUCCUGUCUUAAUGCUCAGACCCAGAGCGUGGAACAUGGUGGAGCACAAUAUGAUGGUAAAUGGAAAAGAGGUCCCGGGACCCCUGUUUGAUUUUGGGUUGUUAAUGUACCACAAUGGAAAGCUGUUAGUAGAAAACAAAAGCGGGCCCUUUUUCUACCUCUCAAAGGUUGAAAGUUACCUUGAAGCCAGACUCUGGAACAACAUAUUUAUUUGGACAGAACAAAAGCUGGGUUUGCCAGCCUGCAGUAUUAAAGCCACCGUGUUAAUUGAGAGCAUUCUGGCCACGUUUGAGAUGGACGAGAUCCUGUUUGAGCUGCGCGACCACACUGCAGGGUUAAACUGCGGGAUCUGGGAUUACUCAGCAUCCUUUGUCAACAAAUUAGGCGAUCGCUCAGCCUUCCUGCUGCCGGACCGCAGUAAGUAUGUGAACAUGGAGAAGCUGUUUCUGCAGAGCUACAUGGACCUGCUGGUGCAGACCUGUCACAGACGGGGAGCCCUGGCGACAGGGGGCAUGGCAGCACUGCUGCUCCCCAAUGACACGCAGAGCGCCCACUACCACAGCGUCAUGGCAACUGUAACCAGGUUAAAGAUGCUAGAAAUCAAUGCUGGCGUGGAUGGAUUCAUGGUGUACGAUCUCAAGUUGAUUGAGCCAUUGCAAAAGCUUUUCCAGAAACACACGCUAGGCCCGAAUCAGCUUCAUAUUCUCCGGGAAGAUGUGGUUGUGACUCCUGAGGACUUGCUGGCCAUGCCUUCAGGUGGCGUCACCCUCCAUGGCCUGAGAUAUAACAUAGCGGUGGGAAUUCUCUUUAUAGAGGCAUGGCUUACAGGCAGAGGGCAUUUCUUCUAUCGUGGGCAGGUGGAAGAUUCAGCCACUGCAGAAAUCUCCAGGUCCCAGGUUUGGCAGUGGAUUCGUCAUCAGGUAAAAUUAGAAGAUGAUGACAGGGCAAUAAGCAGAAGUCUGGUGAAGAGUCUAGUGGAGGAGAUCAGGAGGGAGCUGCAGGACUUUCUGCAGUGCAACACAGAGAAAGCCAAACAGAGACUAGCAACCGCCACUGCCAUGUUCCUGGAAGUUGUACAGAAGCGUGAUUUCCCAGAGUUCUUCACAACGUAUCUAAAUUUGGACCACACAUUUCUCAGCUCCAGCACCUAAGCACAGUGGAUGGAUGUGAGCAAAGUGGAACUAAGGCUGCUACUCCUUAAUAAAAGUCAAUGCUGUGUAAA